AUGAUGGAGCAAAACCUCCUGGAAGCCAUUUGCAGACACAUGAAGGACAAGUGCUCCCACAGCUUGGGGGCCCUGCAGGAGGGCGAGGGCCUUGUGGAAAAGGAGGCGGGGGCCAGUGUGCUGGUGGAUGGAGCAAGCUGGGAGAGAGGACACGGCUUGUGCUCAGGCAUGGGAGCUUGCGGUGAGUCUGCUGGCAAAUUACUGCCCACGUACGGGGUGACUCUGGGCCUGGGGCGGUGCAGGAGCUCUAUAAAAGCCGGCCAAACUCCCCACUCGCUCAGCCACUUCUCUCGCCUCCACCUCCUUGGGAACCAGGUGCACCUCCCACCUUCAGACAUGUCCUGCUACAACCCAUGCGUGCCAUGCCAGCCCAGCGGGCCAGCCCCGCUGGCCAGCAGCUGCAAUGAGCCCUGUGUUAGGCAGUGCCAGGACUCCACCGUUGUCAUCCAACCCUCUGCCGUGGUGGUGACCCUGCCCGGCCCCAUCCUCAGCUCCUUCCCGCAGAGCACCGCCGUGGGAUCCAGCACCUCUGCUGCCGUUGGCAGCAUCCUCAGCUCUCAGGGAGUCCCCAUCUCCUCCGGAGGCUUCAGCCUCUCUGGCUUCGGCGGCCGUUUCGGUGGCUCCAGGUGCUUGCCCUGCUAA
Messenger RNA from Rhea pennata, 642 nucleotides. RefSeq lists its product as uncharacterized. The transcript has 4 exons. Gene Ontology annotation, cellular component: intermediate filament. Lineage: Eukaryota; Metazoa; Chordata; Aves; Rheiformes; Rheidae. Bases 1 to 642 code for a protein of 213 amino acids. Gene Ontology annotation, molecular function: structural constituent of cytoskeleton. The record is from RefSeq and is a predicted model, not a curated record.